This is a messenger RNA of Penicillium alfredii, 1281 nucleotides long. RefSeq names its product GSK family serine/threonine-protein kinase. The record is from RefSeq and is a predicted model, not a curated record. Bases 1 to 1281 code for a protein of 426 amino acids. The transcript is spliced from 6 exons. Gene Ontology annotation, biological process: signal transduction; protein phosphorylation. Gene Ontology annotation, cellular component: cytoplasm. Gene Ontology annotation, molecular function: protein serine/threonine/tyrosine kinase activity; protein serine/threonine kinase activity; ATP binding. NCBI's taxonomy places the organism in Eukaryota, Fungi, Ascomycota, Eurotiomycetes, Eurotiales, Aspergillaceae.
AUGUCACAAAGUCGCCCUGGGUUGUUCCCAAGUUUGCGCAUGGGUGGUAAGAGAAAAACCUCCCCCUCUGGAAUCAAUUGUGGUUCUUCUUUCCUCCCCCAAACUCCCCCCAUACUGACUCUCUUUCUUUUCUUCUCUGCAGAGGUCAUCCGCGAGAAGGUCCAAGAUGGACUGACGGGCGAGGCCAAGGAGAUCUCGUAUACUCAGUGCAAGAUCGUGGGCAAUGGGUCCUUCGGUGUGGUGUUUCAGACCAAGAUGGCCCCCAGCGGCGAAGAUGCUGCCAUCAAAAGAGUCCUCCAGGAUAAGCGAUUCAAGAACCGUGAACUGCAGAUUAUGCGGAUCGUGCGCCAUCCAAAUAUCGUCGAGCUCAAGGCUUUCUAUUACUCCAACGGCGACCGGAAAGAUGAAGUGUACCUGAACCUCGUCCUGGAAUUCGUUCCAGAGACUGUGUACCGCGCCUCCCGUUACUUCAACAAGCUCAAGACCACGAUGCCAAUGCUAGAGGUUAAACUGUAUAUCUACCAGUUGUUCCGGUCGCUGGCAUACAUUCACUCCCAGGGGAUCUGCCACCGUGACAUCAAGCCUCAAAACCUACUCUUGGAUGUCAGCACCGGCAUCCUGAAACUUUGCGAUUUCGGGUCGGCCAAGAUCCUGAUUGAGAACGAACCCAACGUCUCCUACAUUUGCUCUCGCUACUACCGGGCGCCCGAGUUGAUCUUUGGUGCGACCAACUACACAACUAAGAUUGAUGUGUGGUCGACCGGUUGUGUGAUGGCCGAGCUGAUGCUGGGGCAACCGCUCUUCCCUGGUGAAUCGGGCAUUGACCAGCUUGUGGAGAUCAUCAAGGUUCUCGGCACCCCGACUCGCGAACAGAUCCGCACCAUGAACCCCAACUACAUGGAGCAUAAAUUCCCUCAAAUCAAGCCCCAUCCCUUCAACAAGGUUUUCCGCAAGGCACCCCCGGAGGCUAUUGAUCUUAUCUCGGCUCUCCUGGAAUACACCCCGACGCAGCGUCUAUCGGCCAUCGAAGCCAUGUGCCAUCCCUUCUUCGAUGAACUGCGAGACCCGAACACACGACUACCGGAUUCCCGUCAUCACAACAACCCGGCUCGGGAGCUGCCCAACCUCUUUGAUUUCUCGCGGCAUGAACUUUCAAUUGCCCCCGAGUUGAACAACCAACUGGUCCCAGCCCACAUCCGCCCGGUUCUCGCUUCGCGGGGGCUCGAUCUCGAUAACUUCAAACCUCUUUCCAAGGAGGAAAUGAUGGCGCACCUCGACUGA